UCGAAUUCGGAUUUCAAGAGCUAUUUUUGGCUCUCACUGAAAGAUUUGCUGUUUUGUGCCAUUGCUUUUAGUUCACCUACGAAAAUGAAUUAGCGCUUAAAAAUAGACAUUCCUGUUCUUGCCUGUCAUUCGACGCUUUUGUUUAUUUAAACUUGAUUUUCAAUGUGUCAUAUUCGUUUUGUGAUUCUGUUCCUUUAUCUUUCUCAUGUACUUUACCUUUGAAAAAUUCCCAAUAUCUAGUUGUAAGGUAUCCAUUCUUUGCGUAUCAUUGGUAUUCUCUUUGCAGCGUCAGUAAGCUCAAAGUACUCAUAAAUGGUGUGGAAAUAGUUAAACCCGGGAGUAUCUCCCAAACAAAUCAGCGUUUGGUUGUGCCAAGUUAAGAUGGAAACAUGUGAUAUCAUGUUCCCUGCCUCUGUUUCGGUGACCCCCAAUGGAAGACGACCGCUGUUCUAGUCUAUCUGAUUCUGAGGAGGGUCUUUCUUUGCAGCAUAGCUCAAUGGCACGCUUGAAACGAGAGAAUUUCCAGAGGCGCGCUGCAGCAAUUAGGUUUUUGACCAGCAUCUCCCUAGAUGGAUCAGAGUCACAAAAGCAACAAAAAAAAGAAUAUGUUUUUGAGGAAGAGGUAGAUGAAGGUUCAUCUGAAGAGGAGCUGAAUGUCGUGAUCAGCCAGGUGGCCGGUAGCACUGUCAUCAUAGAGCCACCAACGUUGCGGAAGAUUGUGCGGCAGUUGGGUGUAACCCCAGCGGAGUUGAGUAUGGGCAUCCCAGCCAGCACCAAACUAAGCUGUAGUAGUUUAUCCAAGGUUGCCGAGUUGGAAGGAGGACGCUGUUUUGCCACCACCAGCUUCAGAGAACGUGUAAAUACAGUCGGUGGUGAUGGUGCUCCAAGAAGUCGCAAAAUCCUUGGUUUUCGGAAGAAAGGUGUCCCUAAUCAAUCCUCUAUUUCAGACGAACGAGCCCUUCACCCAUUCAGUAGCAGUGAAAGCCUUGGCUCUGGAGGACUAGAUGCGUUUUCAUUUUUAAAGAGUAAUUUUGUUUCAGUGCGCAACAAAAGUGCUACAAUAUGUGAGGUGCCACACAAACAGGAUGUGGAUGUUGUCCGCCCAGAGUGGGGUAUGAAACUCGAUAACCGCCGUCUAAUUCUUGUCUCACCUCAUAAGUUUCCAUUUGGAAUUUUCUCAUCUAUCCCCUUUGACAAGGCCUCCAGAGAACCACGCAAAGAUGAGCGUGGUAGACGCAGAAACACCUCCAGUAAUCGUCCCUUAUCUUUGGACAACCUUGAUGCUUUCCACAUGCUUUGCAUCGAAAAAGGGGCUGAAGGUCAAGAAAUGUCUUAUGCUCGCUUUCUUCAUCAGUCUCAUAACCAGGAAACGGGACGUGGCCGGAAAGCAACCAGCAGCUCCAUCUCGGGGAAUGCUGAAAUUUCUAAAGAAUGGGACAGUCCGAACUUCUACGCCCCCAACUUAUUAGAUGAUCCAGAACUAAUAGCAGGGAAACAUAGCACACUAAUUACGUUCACAUCUUACUGUACAUCCAUCAUCGAAUAUGUUCGCUCUGAGGAUCUUAAGAAAGAGCUCAAUGACAAGUUCAAGGAGAAAUUUCCGGAGGUCCAGCUUACGCUCAGCAAAUUAAGGAGCCUCAAACGCGACAUGCGAAAAUCAGUGAAACAAGAUGCUGCAGACUUACUUACAGUUGCCCAAGCCUAUGUCUACUUUGAGAAGCUCAUUCUGCGCAAUUGCAUCAACAAAGAGAACCGCAAACUCUGUGCAGCUGCAUCUUUACUACUAUCUGCUAAACUGAAUGAUGUCAAGGGUGAGAACCUCAAACAGCUUAUGGAGCGCAUGGAGAGUGUGUUCAGGCUGACAAGGAAAGAUAUCAUUGCCUGUGAGUUUGCAGUGUUGGUGGCACUGGAAUUUGGACUGAUCAUCCCCGUGUCUCAGAUCAUGCCGCACUACCAACGUUUGAUGCUCAAUGAAACCUGACAGCAGCUCAUUGUUCAUUCACUAACUGUCAGGAGCUUAUAGCAGCGACAGUUUAUAAUGUCGAAGAGCUCAUAUUCACGGCUCCCGGCAUUAAAAGAAGAGUAUACUGUAAACGACUUAAGCUCUUAGAUUUUAUUUUAUUGAGGCUGUGACUACAGAUGCACUUUUACCAUUAUGAUUCUCCUUACCGACAGUGAAUUUUUUAAAUCUUGGGGAAAAUGAGGUUCUAAUUUCGCUCAUCAGUGACAAAAGGUCAGUAAGAAAAAUAAUAAUUUCUUCUGCCAAAGAUUGCAAAUUGUAUGAAAUUUAUCAUUUAAAUAGGUAGUGUAAAUAGGAGAUGAGUAAUGUAGAGUCCACAGAAAAAAAUUAUUUUUCUCUAAGAGGUCAACAUAAGUAAGAAAUCUGUCAACAAUGGUUUGACUUAAAUUUUCAUGGGCUGUCCUAAAAGUUCUGCAUUGGUCUACCGUAUGAGCCAAUAUAAAGAGUUAGCAAGUUGCCAUUGCUGUAAAUAAACUUACUAUCAACUUGUUGCUCUAAUUUGUUUAAAAUUGAUGGAGGAACAUCGUUUUUCUAAAGAUGUGUUGUGCGGACAUCUACCAAAUUCCAGAAAUGUUUAAUAGGAAAAAAAAAAUGAAGAAUAUUCAAAUAUCAGAUGUGUGAAUGAAGAAACUUUGUUUUUUCAGUAAAGUUUGCAUACUUUACUGCUCCUCAUCGGACACUUCUGAGCUUCUUCCAUCUUCUUCAAGGUAGAUUCCUUCUGCCUUGAUACACAGUGAGUGGUCUUCCCAUUUGACUAGAGUCGUUUUGCUGAAAUCCUCAUGUAGGUACAUAAAACUUUGUAUUUAUAAUUUCAUCUACAUCAUCAUCAGGAAUAAAUAUCCUGCCUUGUAAACAUUUUUUCCACAGUGGGAAAAGCCACAUAUCACAAGGUGCAAGAUUUAGGUCGUAGGUGAAGUGGCGAAGGAUUGUAAAUUCUUAUUUUUUCUGCAACCAAAAAGUCUUAAUAUCUGGUGAGGGUCUGCGCAACAUGUCUUCUAGGAAACGCUAUAUCUAGGUCAUUUUUACACAAAAUUUGCUCAACAAGGGCUCAUAAUGUGAGCGUUUAAUCUAUAGAACCCUGCAACCCGCAACUGGCUACCUUUUUUUGUUGAUUCAUCCAGUGGAUCAAUGCAAAACUCUUGGGACAGCCCAUGUAAAUAUGAACGUAUCUCAAAACUUUUUAUGCAAGUUGAAUAAAAAUUGACAAGUUUCUUCCUAUCUUUAUGGUAUUUGGAGUAAACUUUUUCAUUACUGAUGGGUUGAGAUUUUAAUCAUUGUUGGUUAUAAAAGAAGAGCAUGUUAAAUUCUGAAGGAAAAAAUUAAAAACUCAUGUAUUUUUACGGGUAGUAAAAGUAAUAAUUUACUCCAGAAUCUAAGUGAAUGGUCUAAAUUAUGAAAUAAUAUUAAGAUCAAUGAAAUUUUUCACUUCUGAGCUAAGCCCUAAAACAUGUAGAUGAGGCGAAUAUGCAGUAUCACAUAGGGUGUUUCUAAAAAAAAUGCAUAGCCCGUCUGAAUUUUUUCCGAAGUUGAGACAACACACAGCCCUGGAAUUUUCUGCACUUGGAGCCUCAAUUUAUUUGAUCACUUUAAUUUUUCACCUCCUUGAAUCAAAUGGUUGAAUUGGAACUAUCAAUUUAAAACAAAUUUGAGACAAGCAAUGCAUUAUUUUUGAAUCCGUUGCUGAAACAUAACCAACCAAUUAAAGUGCCUCAUUGAUUAACAUCAAGCAGAAGUGACAAUACUUGAAUUUUUUAUCCCCUCUGGAUGCAAGCAGAAUUGCACUCUUAUUAUGUGCUAAAAUUUUGUACAAAACACAAAAAUGUACUUUAAACUGUUGCAAGCGCAGAGAUGAAUUGUACUUACCUGUUGUAGAAACUUUUUAAAAGAAUUUUAUGACCAUUAAAUGUAAGUUUUAAAUAAUUUGAAAAAUAACAGAUUUAAAAAUAAAAAGCAACAGAGUCCAUUCCAUUGGGCAAGUGGUUGCAGAAAUGUCACAACAUUACGUCUGACAGUAAUGUUGUAGCGAUGUUUUCUUAACACUAUUUUUAGUCGUUGACAAGUGGGUUAUUUCUUCUCAAAUAUGUUAAAUCCCAAAUAGUGUCAAUCAGUAAGUCUUGAAACGUUCUAACUUCAAAGAACGAUCUCAGGCACAGAAUGAAAGUACUUAACUUUAUUUGGGAAAUUGAUCCAUUGUAUUUUUAGCCAAACGUUAUUUAGGUAUGAAAUAUUGAAUAAAGAGACAACGAUUCAGACCACUAGUGCCAUGAUUUGCUUUCGCAAGUCUGUAAAAAUCUAGUCAAAUGUUUUAUUUAAAAAUGUGCAAAAGCUAAAGAAAACAAUAUGUUUUGUGUUCAGAUAGAUUCUCCCUUCUUUUUCAGCCCAGGUUUGAUCAAAUAAAUGAAAUCUUAUGAGAACUGAAACAUCUCUGUGCGCUUUGUCAUUGGAUGUGCAAUAGUCAUGUUAAUUUAUGUGCAUAGCGAUAAUGGAUCUGACAACCUCUUUAUCUCAGUUUCAAAGUUUGCAAAAUGAUCUUUCUUACUUUAUUUUUUUAAAAAAAGCUAAGCCAUAUUUUUGCAUGAAAUUCUCUGCGGUUAGUUUAGAUAGCCCGAGGAAAAUCAUGAAAAUUUUGUAAAUUUACUCUUUUCCUUAUUGACUCAAGGUUUUCUAGUUUUACCAUCAAGAAGCAUAUUUGUUCACUGCACCAACCAGAAAAUCUAUAGGGUGAUCCAAAAGCUGUGUAACAUUCGUAUAACUUUUUUCAGUUUUUUGCCUCUUUCAGGAUAGUCUCCCUAAAAUUUUGAGGGGUUCACAAAGUCGCUUCUUUCAACUUAGGAUCGCUUACAAAAUUUCAAGUCUCUAUCUAAAUUUGCUCAAAAGUUACAGGGAUGAUGUCGGGUGCCGGUAGUUUUGGACUUUUUGGAUCAUCCUGUAUUCAGUAAAGUACAUUCAUUUAAAUGUUUCUCUGCGGCUGAGCUUAUCUCAACAUUUUUCGUUUUUAAGGAAGAAUUUAUGUAUGUACUUAAUAUUUAUCAAUGAUGAAAGCAAACUUAUAAGAUACUUUUAGAAUAAACAUUCAAUAUGCACAAAUUAUGGUCUUAGGUAGGCAAAAUGUGCUUUUCUUUAGUGUGUAGAAUUAGUAAAUGAAAAUAUGUAGAUCAUAGUCUCCUUUUUGUUUGCUCAAAAGUUGAAAUCAAUUCAAAAGAACUGCUACUUGUCGAAUACAAGAAUUUCCUUAUUUAUAAUUGAAUUUUUUUUUUUUUUCUUUUUUUGGUGCUUGCAAGGAAAUUCCAAAAGUUUGGUAUGAAUGAUCGAAAACUUCCAGCAGAGUGUGCAGAAACUUUCGGACCUCGUGACUUGACCAGUCAUGUGAAAUGGAAGAACCACUGUAUGAAUAGAAAAAGGGAAAAAAUGAGAGAGCCCUGUCAGAUCUUUCUCGAAAUGUUCGUUUUUGCAACAUGUUGUCGGUGGAAAAGUCUAAAUUUUUAAAGGAAAGGGCUCUCUUUUUAGUUUUUAGUUUUCAAGGGGAACUGGUCCUGAAUUUUGAUUAAAAAUAGGGGAAGUUCAAGCUAACUUUGGGAAAGCUUGGAACUUUCUGCAUCUCUGCUUCUGCCUAAGUAUCACCAGUACUUGUUAGGAAAACAAAAACAAGACUUGUUUCAGACCACAUUCUGCCAAUUUUGUGAUGAUUUUGUACUUAAUCUGAAAUCCUUACAUUAAACCAUCUUUUAAAGGUUGGUUUUGAUUAAUUUAAGAACAAUGGUAUGACAGAAUGUAGGGCAUUUGCCAUUCUCCUGAUUUCUAAAUGAAUCUUUUUUUUCUUUCUUGGUUUGAAAUCACAAACUGUCUCUGGUUUUUCUAGAGGGUUGAGGGCUGGAUUCUGUAAAAUGAACAGGUUUCAAAACUGCCGCAGGCAAAUACACCAACCAAGAGAAUGAGUAAAUCAAGGAACGAUCCCUCUCCUCUUAUUACUGAUCAUGUCAUAAUUAAUGUAUGUGAUAAUAAUUUCAUGUGCUCCACUUUCAAACGAUUAUUCUUCUAUCUUUCGAUGCUUUUAAACUUAGAAACAGUUUUUAAUUUGUAGAUACCACUUUUAACAAGAUACUGAUUCCUAAACUUUACAGGCAUCAUACUUCUUCACCCUAUAAUGAACUUACGAAACUUGUGUACUUAACGAACUUGGUUUUUUAUGAAGGGUAGUAGUCAACCCUCUCUUGUUUUACUUCGAUUUCAGGUGCUCCGAACGGUUCACCAGCUCAGGUAGCAUUUUUAUCAUUGUUUAUUUGUGUGAGAUUGUACGUAUGUGCAUGGGUGUUUGUGCGUGCGUCUGUUGAAGGGAGUGCAUGACAAGCUCAUGAAUGCAUAAACUCCUAGUUUUUUAGUUGAACUGGAAAGAAUGUUUUGCUCUUUAUAUUUAGCUGCAUAUUUCCUCCUGAGCUCAUCUUCUCAAUUCCUGUCACAAUUUUUACUUGAUCCUUUGAUUAAAUUUGUCCCUCUUAUUGUUUCAUUUUUUCCCCACCAAAAAGAAGCCAAGUGGCAUACAGGACUGUAUUGCGUGUAUUACAGCUGAGGAGGCUUUUUCAGGUGUAGUUAGUAAUUAUAGUUUUAUGAGAAGUUAAAAAUUAGUUCAGGAAAAGGAAACAAAACUCUUGUCUUUGAAUUUUUGAUACAAGAAUAUUGAUGCCUAGUUGAAUUCAAAACUAUUUUGAACAUUUUUUUUUUUUUUUGUCUUUUUUUCUUCAAAAACUCGACUUGUUGCAUUUCUGUUAAAGACGGUCGAGAUCAAGUUUUCAUUAUUCUCUUGUUUUUAAUUUUUAAAUACCUAUCUUAAAUUUUAGCUUAUUCUUCAUUUUCUCAACAUCCUUUCUCAAAGUGUUCAAGCAUACCUACUUUUAUGCAUUUAUGUGUUUGUGAUUGAUGCACUCCAGUGCGAUAUUCUCAAGUUCCAAUUUUAAGCCUGAACAUUGUUUUUUAUUGAAUUGUUAAAUUGUCUUGAAUGUUUUAAAAUUAAAGGUUACAGUCUCUGUUGUUUAUUGGUUUGUGAAACUGACUUGUAUUGCACUUUUAAAAAUAUUGCCAUAAAGAAAUAUUUUUGUUUUAAA
Bemisia tabaci is the source of this 7119-nucleotide messenger RNA. Its product is annotated as CDK5 and ABL1 enzyme substrate 2. Lineage: Eukaryota; Metazoa; Arthropoda; Insecta; Hemiptera; Aleyrodidae. Gene Ontology annotation, biological process: regulation of cell cycle. The record is from RefSeq and is a predicted model, not a curated record.